This is a messenger RNA of Soboliphyme baturini, 372 nucleotides long. Lineage: Eukaryota; Metazoa; Nematoda; Enoplea; Dioctophymatida; Soboliphymatidae. The record is from the annotation of a GenBank genome assembly.
AUGGCAGAUGAUUUGGCUGCCAACAACGAGAAAAGUGCGUUGAACAAAAGCGAAAUUCAGGCAGUCAUUGUGAAAUCCCAGUGUGCAUGCACUGAAGGACGAGUCGAGGGCAGAACAACUGAAGCAAAGUGCGAAAUUGAACUUAUAAUCAAGCGACCUUGUUCGAUGCCAAGCUACGUUUUUACGCCACGUUGGACGUCGCCUGACUUUACGCUGCGUGCGCUGGUCAUUGACACGGAGACGGUAUCAUCCAAGACAGGAAUGCAGGAACGGAGAGCUUCGCUCUUAGCUGCUGUCAGAAUUCACAGUUGCAUCCACAAAGGGCAAAGCCAGAACAGCCAGUCAGCCAAUCGCAUCAUCGGUCAGCGAUAA